This is a messenger RNA of Eimeria tenella, 1674 nucleotides long. Its product is annotated as zinc-finger protein ZPR1, putative. Lineage: Eukaryota; Apicomplexa; Conoidasida; Eucoccidiorida; Eimeriidae. The record is from RefSeq and is a predicted model, not a curated record. Gene Ontology annotation, cellular component: cytoplasm; nucleus. Bases 1 to 1674 code for a protein of 557 amino acids. Gene Ontology annotation, molecular function: zinc ion binding. The transcript has 7 exons.
AUGUCUCAGGAGGCGGAGGUGGGGCCCCCGGGCGAGCCGGGGAAGCCCGCGGAAGAAACCGACAGCUUGCUGGACUGCGUGAACCGGAUCACUUCCAUGUGUCCAAACUGCGAAGAAAAUGGGGAAACACGUAUUUUAUUGCACCGGGUUCCUCAUUUCAAGGAUUUGUUGAUAUCCUCGUUCAGCUGUCCGCACUGCAACUACGCGAACAGAGAGGUGCAGGCCGCGGGCAGCCUGGCCCCCAGAGGCGUGCACAUUGAGUGCCGAGUGGCUUCGCCGCUGGACUUGAACCGGCAAGUGGUGCGGAGCGAACACUGCGAAGUCCAAAUCCCCGAAGUUGAACUGGAAGUCCCGGCCUCGCGGGCGCGCGCGGAGCUGAACACAGUGGAGGGCCUCGUCGCCUCCUUCGCCGAAAACCUCAAGUUCGCGGCUCUCUACCAAAUGCAGCUCGGCGAAACUGAAAAGGCGCAGCGCCUCUCCCGCCUCGUCCGCAGCCUCAAAGACAUGGCUGCCGGCCAGCAGCCCUUCCUGCUGGUGCUGCACGACCCCAGCGGCAACAGCUACGUGGAGGGCCUGGCGCUUGCUGCGGCCAAGGGCGAAGAGGCCAGGCACAAGCUGGAGGACGCUGCUGCUGCUGCUGCUGCUGCUGCGGGGAGCAGCAGCGCGCCGCAGGAAGCUGCUCGCGCCUCCCCGGAAAGCCCGCGGCAGCUGCAGCGCGCUGACAGCCGCCUCCUUGUGAAGCACUUCGAAAGGACGAAGGAGCAGCUGCAUGCAAUGGGGUACUUCGAGGCCCAAGAAGCCCCGGAACAGUCCCAGACAAACGAAGGGGCCCCCGAGGCAGAAGAAGCUGCAGCAGCAGCAGCAGAAGAAGCAGCUCUCAAAGAAGAGGCCCUUUUGCUGCCAGUGGACUGCCCGCACUGCGGCUGCAGCACGACCAACAAAGUCUGCCAAGUCAACAUUCCAGGUUUCCGCGAGUGUCUGAUCUUCGCGUUUUGCUGCCCGAACUGCGGGGCGAAGAACUCCGAAAUUAAAGCAGCAGGGGCCUACGGCUUGGCUGCGCGAAGGUGGAUUCUGACGGUGGAGGGCCACGACGACUUGAACCGAGAUGUUCUCAAGGGAGAUACGGCCACAGUUGAAAUCCCAAGUUUGGACUUUUCAAUGGAAGGUGGCGCAGAAGCUGGAACUUUAACUACGGUGGAAGGGCUGCUGAAGGCGCUGGCCGACGGGCUGAGCGAGGGCGUGCCGUUCGCGAGCGGCGACUCUGCUGCGGAAAGCUCGAAGAAGAGAAUGGAAUUUGUUUGCGAAGAGCUGCGCAAAAUGCAAGAAGGAGUUUUUAGUGUUUUGCCUUUCAAAUUAAUCAUCAAUGACCCCGCGGACUUGUCUUUUGUGGCGCUGCGGGAAGCAGCAGCAGCAGCAAAGGCGCCCCCAGUGCAAGUCGACGCCUCCACCCACGUCGACGGCGACGCAGCAAGGGCUCUUGCUGCAGCAGCAGCAGCAGCAGCAAAAGCUCCAGGUGCAGCAAUUAGUGAAGAAGAACUCCAAAAGAAACUCAAAGAGGCCCAGCCCGGAGAAGUCCUCUGGAGCUCCAAACUGGAUGAAACUCUCACAGUGGAAGUGUACAAAAGAACGCCGCAGCAAGACGACUCGCUGGGGCUGUUGGACAUGAAGACUUGA